UAGCCUAUUGUGCCUUCCUUUACUAUUCUUCUCAUCUCGAGCUAGAACGUGGGUGGGAGAGAGAUCGAAAUGGCAACCUCCGGCGGAGUAGGAGGAAGAAGACGGCCACCGCCACUGCUUCAGACUAACCGCACCGGUCUUCAAGGCGUGACUAGAAAUCGAUUCCCGAUAAGCCUUCCCUCUUCUCGCAGAACUUUCCGUUUGAUCAUAAUUAGUCUUGCCUUCAUUGCUCUCGUUCCUCCUAUUUUCUUCCACUUCAGGCUCCGCCGCUUCCAUCAAAUGCGAUUAAGGAAGUGCGGUUGGCUGAAUAAUCCUCCUCUUGUUUGUGCUCACGGUGGUGAUUCAACUAAUGCCUUCCCCAACACAAUGGCGGCAUAUCAUUUGGCUCUUCGUUCUCGAGUAGACUGUAUUGAGAUUGAUGUUUCUCGUUCAUCAGAUGGAGCUCUGUUUGCUCUCCAUGAUAGGGAUUUGCAGCGGAUAUCUGGUAAUAAUACUACUAAAGUUGGGUACUUGAGCAUGAAAGAGAUUAAAGAAUUAGAGGUGCCUCAUCAGUCUGUGCAGGUGUUUCACGAUAAAAAAAUUCCCACUAUUGAAGAUGCUUUGAAGUUGGUUUCAAGUUCAGUGCGACAGGUUAUUCUAGAUGCAAAGGUUGGGCCUCCAUCAUAUGAAAAAGGCCUUGCAAAAGAUAUUCUUUCAGCUGUUGACGGAUCACAGUGUAAGAAUUGCCUUGUUUGGGCUAAAAGUGACAGUUUAGCAAGGGACUUAAUCAAACUAUCAUCGGAUAUUGCGGUGGGCUAUAUUGUUAUGGUGGAUCCUAAUACAGGCAUGAGAAUGAACUUACUAAGAAUGAAGGGAGCUGGGGUGGUUGGUGUUUUCCAUCCAUUGAUUGACGAAAAACUCAUGAGAAUUCUGCGUGGGAGGAACAAAAAGGUGUAUGCUUGGACUGUUGAUGAUGUGGAUUCCAUGCGAAGAAUGUUGUUUGAGCGGGUAGAUGCUGUCGUCACAAGCAACCCCAGUCUACUUCAACAGAUUAUGCAAGACAUUAGAACUCAAUGUCGCGAAGAAGGAUAUACUCUGCCGCGGUGAUACCUAUAUCGUUUGAGUUUGAACCUCUGCUAUACUGCCAUCAACCUCUUCUAUUUUUUGUGGUUAUUACGAGUUACGAAUCUCCUCCCAUCUUUGGAGGUAAGAUGUAGAUUUUAUGUCAUAUAGCAACUGUUAGGUAAACAAAAUUAAUGAUUCCUGGAUUAUAACUCGAGAUUUGGUCUUAAUUUCACCAAUUGUCCUUUCAAAUUUUCACUUAAAACUUCCAUCGUUGAUGUAAUGAACAUAAACAAAAGCCCAUAUUAUUUGA
Messenger RNA from Hevea brasiliensis (rubber tree), 1354 nucleotides. Its product is annotated as glycerophosphodiester phosphodiesterase GDPD4. The record is from RefSeq and is a predicted model, not a curated record. The transcript has 9 exons. NCBI's taxonomy places the organism in Eukaryota, Viridiplantae, Streptophyta, Magnoliopsida, Malpighiales, Euphorbiaceae. Bases 70 to 1086 code for a protein of 338 amino acids. Gene Ontology annotation, molecular function: phosphoric diester hydrolase activity. Gene Ontology annotation, biological process: lipid metabolic process.